AUGAGUACCCAAAAAGUUGGUGAUUUGGAUGUAGAAACUCUUAAGCUUAUAAUCAAAGAGAGUAACAAUGAGAUGCUUGAAAAAUUAAAUGAAUUAAGUAGUGAUGUGGCGGAGCUAAAGAAACAAAAUGAAUACUUAUCGCAGGAGAUCGAAAAAAUUAAAGCUGAAAAGAAUAUGGAUAAAAUAAGACUCGCCCAGUUGGAAGACCAUAUCAAAAAACAAAAUUUAAUUUUCAAAGGCCUAACUGUAAGUACAUCGACCAAGGAGGCAGUUGAUAAAGUGUGCAAGGAAGUACUACAGAUAAAUGACGCAUCAAUUGUCAAAUCGACAAAGAAAAUCUACGAGCGAGAUGGAAAAAUGACGGUGCUGGCAGAAAUCAGAUCAGAAAAGGAUAUCGGAGAUAUUUUCAAAAAAUCAAGUAAGCUUGCGGGUACAACAAUCUAUGUAGAAAGAGAUCUUAAUUUAGAGCGGCAACAAGACAAGAAAGUUAUGAUGCAAUUGAAAAAAGAUAUUAUGGCGAUUUCCUCAAAACAUCGAAUUGGCGUCCGAGAUGAUAGAAUGAAAGUAGCAAACAAAUGGUUGAGAUGGAAUAAAGAUAAAAAGCUGGUAUGUGGCAUGGAAGAUGCAAAUAUUACAUUGCAGCUUUUAUAUGAAAACAGACUUCAGAACGUUAAAAUAGAUUAUAAUAUAUUGUUAAGUAAAAUUAUUUCAAAAAAUUAG
This is a messenger RNA of Anastrepha obliqua, 720 nucleotides long. RefSeq lists its product as uncharacterized. The record is from RefSeq and is a predicted model, not a curated record. Lineage: Eukaryota; Metazoa; Arthropoda; Insecta; Diptera; Tephritidae. The transcript has a single exon. The coding region runs from base 1 to 720 and encodes 239 amino acids.